AGUUCCUCAGAGCCACAUCAAGACAUCUGAAGAUCUUUGCUUGUUAUUUUUUGGUCGCGCCGCACCGUGCGGCUGCGGCGUGUCAGUCUGACCGUUCUUUCCGGAUCAUGUUCUACGUCUCCGGGCUCUUUUUGCAGCUACAGCUGCUGCUGUUUGACAGUUCGUUUUUGCAGCGUAAUUCUCCCGUACACGUCGUGCACGCGCAGCCCGGCGGCUCGCGAAAGCCCGUGAUCGAUCACCGCCAGCCGAUGCAGUUGGAGUCCGAGAAAAUCCGGUUAAGGCUGGAGGCGGAAAAGAGGCGACAAGAGGAGGAGGCGGAGAUGGGGCCGCGGCAGUUACCGAAAUCGCUGCAAUUUGACACGUCGGUUGUCCAGGACAUAAAACGGUCGCUUAAAGUCUUGUCGAAUGACCUGCUGGUGAUCAUCGACCUGCUCGACCAGAAGCUGGGGCUGCGACCGGAAGACAGCGAAAAGAUCGACGAGACAACGCUGGCGAGAAGAAAAGCGGAAGAUUUGGAGAGACAGAAGAUCGAGAAAGGUAUAUUAGAGAUAGUGGCGUUGUUUGUUCUGCUAAGCUCCUGGAGAGAAGAUUGUAUAGCGCAUCCUCAAUAAGUGCACAUGCCUCGUCCAUUUUGAAAUUCUAUAAUAAAGAAAAAAAUAAUAAAAAUGUCAAUGUAUGAUCAGGCUAUGUCCCGGGGAAUAUUUGUCGUACGCACGUCGGCAAGGAUAUUGGCACCUCCAUCGUGCAUGCUGGAGCGAAGAUUUUGUUGCUUUCCAAAAGGCCGGACAGUACCGAGGGGGAUCGGUGGGAAGUAAACAUCGUCGGGACCACUCGGAUAUCCACUGCAAAUGUGUCCGGGUCUGCAAAAAUGCGAAAAAACUUGUGAUGGUGAUAGAAAGAGUUCAUUGUUUGUCAAACCGUGCAGGCGCCUAAAUUUUAGGGUAGCACAGCAGAUGACGAGCCACCUACCCACUCCGCCAAUUAGAUAUCCUCAUGACAUAAAAGUCAGCCUCUUCCGCGACCUAGAACUGUUUGCAUUUGAUAAAGCCGCGUCUCCUUUCACGAAUUAGAGAUCCAAUGCGGUAUUGCAUACUUCUUUUUGGAUGUUGAUACUUGCUUUGAACCUCCAGCUCUCAUGCUCCGCAUAGACGUUGCUGGCGCAACAUCUUCAAAAAGAUAAAAUCUUUGUCAAAUCAUGAAGAUAGUACACGAAUCGAUGCGAAAUGGAAAUCCAUCAGAGCCCAAACCGGUAACCCGUGCGGACAGCAACCUGGAUCCCGAGGAGGUGCGUUGGUUGCAAGAAUGGAACCAGUACGGCUGGUGGAUCUACGUGCGGCAGGGGUUGUACUUCCUCGGGUUUUUCUUGGACAUGGCCCUGUGGACCUCCAUGCAGCUUUUUCUCGAUUCCGCAGCCGCAAAGAAGCGCCGGCGGAAGAUCUUCCAGGACGCCAGCCUAGGCCAGGCCGCGGUCGUGAGCGCCGCCAGCCCCACGCUUAGCAGCUCGUCCAGUCAGGCUUUGGGCAGUGGCCCUGGCGCGGGGAGUGGCAGUUCGUCCAGUCGGGGAGUAGAUCACCACCAGCCUCCCGUGUCGGGCGACCGGAAGAGCCGGCGACAGCGGAGCAGGUGGGAAAUUUUGAUGCAAGAGGACGUGCUAGCACAGUUGGUCGAUGAGUACGUGUGGAAACUUGCACUUUCGUUUGUGAUCGCGGUAGCGCUCAGGUUGCCACAGUAUUUGCUGGACACCGGCGGCGUUGCCUACUCCAUGCUGCUAAAUCUGAUAAUAACACUGCGAGCCUUGGCGGCGGUUACCUUUUUCAUCGGAGAUAACUUGGUGAUGCCGGCAUAAAAAGUGAAAUUCAUGCAAAAGAAACAUCGCAUUCAGCAUUUACUUUUUUGCAUUCUUGCAAUCUCGAAUAUCAGCUUUUAGGCAUUCAAGGGGCUGUUCGAGUUGCUUGCUUUAUGGUUAUGACUGCCGCACCUCAUCUUACUUCGUUCGAGUGCUCUUUUUUCCUCUGUAAUCCCACUUGUUUUUUGGAAGAGAAUUUCAUUGUUCUCUGAAUGAGAAUGAAGUUCUGAAUGAAUGGAACGACGAAAACGAUAUUACCUUCGCACCAUGGAAUUCAACGUCUAUGGUUAUUGUUUUGUAGUUGUAGGUAGCACAAAACAGAUUUCGUAGAAAUCGCAACGCCACCCAUCCAAUGCUGCAG
Messenger RNA from Amoebophrya sp. A120, 2207 nucleotides. NCBI's taxonomy places the organism in Eukaryota, Dinophyceae, Syndiniales, Amoebophryaceae. The record is from the annotation of a GenBank genome assembly.